Chlamydomonas reinhardtii is the source of this 3378-nucleotide messenger RNA. RefSeq lists its product as uncharacterized. Bases 263 to 1804 code for a protein of 513 amino acids. NCBI's taxonomy places the organism in Eukaryota, Viridiplantae, Chlorophyta, Chlorophyceae, Chlamydomonadales, Chlamydomonadaceae. The transcript is spliced from 9 exons. Gene Ontology annotation, biological process: protein dephosphorylation. The record is from RefSeq and is a predicted model, not a curated record. Gene Ontology annotation, molecular function: protein serine/threonine phosphatase activity.
GCUAGCUUCAGACGGUACGCUGCGUUUGCUACAUAUUUCUGCCUGAUUGAACACACUGGUUUUACGUUCCUAGUUCUAGUCAAGCAAACACAGCGCUCAACAUUUUGUGUCGAACCUUUCGCUGUCGCUGUUGAUUAGUUUAUCUCAAUCGAAUUCUGCAGAUAUCUUAAUCCUGUGGACAAAGUCGGAGGGAGAAUUAGCGGCGGACGGACUAAAAUUGGCAGCAAUGACCAGCCGCUGAGCUUGAGCGAUCGACGGGCGGAUGGGUUGCUUGCCCAGUAAGGAGGGGGCUGGGCCCGACCAAGGGCAACCUCAGGCAGUUCAGACUUCCAGUAAAGCAGCAGAGGAGCGGGCAGGACCUAACGGGGCCGGAAAGGCGGCCAACGCUGUAGAUGCCAGUGCAGUGGAGUUGGAAGACGCUCAGGAGGCGCGAGACUCCGUCGGUAACUUGCCAUCUUCAUUGCAUGCGUCAGCCUCGGACCUAGCAUCAAACUCAGGCACAGCACAGCGAGGGGGGCGAGUGCAGUUUGGAGGCGUCGACGUGCAGACUUAUGAGGCCCCACCAGCACCGAUGGAGGAGCACUCACACUUAUUGUUACAGAGAUCCCUCCCCCAAAUACCAGCUAGCAACGUUGAACUCGAGACACGGGCUGCGGGCUUGAAGCACAUUGGCUUCGGCCCGCUUAAGAAGGAGAACCAGGAUGAAUACUUCUGCCAGGUUGGCGGCUUCGGCGGGCAGAAGGACGGCUGUUGCUACUGCAUCUUUGAUGGCCACGGCAACUACGGGCGCGACGCGGCUCACUUCUGCCGCCAGGAGCUGCCGGUGCUGUUUGAUGCGGAGCUGAGGAAGUACUACGCCAAAGCGGCGGCUGACGGCGUGAAGGACCCCAACGCCAAGGAGCUGAUUGAGCCCAUACUCAGCGACGCCUUCGUGGAGACGGAGCGCAGGCUGCACACGGCGGGCGUGAACGUGUCCAGCAGCGGCACCACCGCCAGUGUGGUGUUCCAGAACCGCAGCAGCGUGUGGGUGGGCGCGGCGGGCGACUCGCGCGUGCUGUGCCUGGCGCAAAUAGACAACCAGUGGAAGGUGCAGCCGCUCACACUGGACCACCGGCCGUCGCGCAAAACGGAAAAGUUCAGGGUGGAGGCGGCGGGCGGGCGUGUGGAGCCCAAGCGGCUGCCCAGCGGCAAGACCGUGGGCGAGCCGCGGCUGUGGCUGGCCAACCUGCCCAGCCCCGGCCUGCUGCUCAGCCGCUCCAUUGGCGACGACAUGGCCACCAGUGUGGGCUGCACCGCGCGGCCGGAGAUCACCUUCGUGGCGAUGCGGCCCUACCUAGACCAGUACCUGGUGAUCGCCAGCGACGGCGUGUGGGACGUGCUGUCCAACGACACCGUCAGCCAGCUGGUCACGGACGCGGGCGAGCCGGAGGCGGGCUGCCAGGCGGUGCUGGAGGCGGCGCUGCUGGAGUGGGAGGAGCGCCUGGCCGCGGACAACAUCUCGAUCAUCGUGGUGCAGCUGCAGUGGGGCGACAUGCUGGCCAGCAACAGCAGUGCCGCCAUGGCCGUGGUGCGCAGCGCCACAGCCGGAAGCAGCUUCCAAACCAAGGUGCUGGCGCCGCCGCAGCCCCAGUCGCCGCAGCAGCAGCUCGGUGGCGGCGCCGGGUCCGCUGGAGGCGCGGGAGGCGGGGCCGGGCAGGCGGCGGAGGCGGAGGCGGGCUCGCCCGGGGGCCUGCCCGGGGCAGCCAACGCAGGCGCUGCUGCGGGGCAGGCGGCUGGCGUGGCCACCGGGGCGCCGCUGCAGUAGGGCGCAGCUGUGUGGCCGCUCGGAUGCGGCGGCUGCAGGUAUGCGCGUGCUGCGCUGGCGCCUGGCGGCUCGUCAGGCACGGCGGAGGUUGGCGCCUGGGGGUCUGCCAGCGGGCCAUGAAGGCAUGCGCAAGCUUGUUUCUUCACGCUUCGACGCGAACCGUUUCGAGGUGUAUGCCCGCAUGUGUGCGGCCUGCAACGCAAUGUGAUCAAAGCACAGGAAUGCAUGUUAAUCGGAAGCGCGACUGUGCGUUUAUAAUGUACAGCAAAGGUUCUGCAGGCAAAAGCACUGCUCGUUGGGGCGCUGCUCGUAGCCGCCAGGCAGCGCACGUGUACGCCGCCUUGUGCCUGUGUCGCUCGGAGCUGGGCCCCCGACCACUGACGUGCUGUCGAGGGUACCGGCAAACGCCAUGACUUGCAUUGGUGUUGUUGCGGCCGGAUGUGGAUGAUGCCGCGACAGCCGACGGCACGUGCACACACACACGUAUGCACGUAUGCAUGGUAAACGCGGCUGCCACGCGAAAUGUGGGCCGUGGCUGUGGAGGCUCCUUCGGAUCGCCUAGAACUAGGGUCCGAGCGGGUGGAUGGAGCUCGCGUGGAGAGGCGCUGGCCGUGUAGUAGUAGGGGGCCUGCAGUGAUGUUGGCUGGUCUCUCGUACGUACUGAGAGUGUGUGGUAGAAGGUUGCUGCUGAGGACAUUGUCUGCGUACGCGCCCCGGUUGCGGGGUCCCUUGUCCCUUGCUCGCAGAACGACCCCAGGCGCCUCGGCCGCGUGGCAAGGCAGCACGUUGGUCAGGUGACGCUGAGGUUGGGGGAUCUGUUGCUUGCGUUGGAACCCCAAAGUGCGGAUGGCAGCAGGGGCAGCACACUGCUCGGCUGUUGCCGCGUGGAGAACAUUUAUCACACGGGGGGUUCAGUAGCGUAUGUUGGGGUUGCGGCGGCGGCAGAGAAGAACGCGGCGGCAACGGAGACGGCGUGCGAGCCUAGGGCAGGCGGGUCAUUCAUGCGGACGGGUCGGUUGCAGGUGCAGUGUCUGCAAGUUGCAACAGCUCGGGGGUGCCUGCAACAGCAAGAGCAAGUGCCGGGCAGGUUUCAUGUGCCGAGCUGGUUUUGAAUCAUGCUCGCCAGUACUGUCGUGGGACGCGGUAGCUACGUAACUCAGCAGGCACAAGCGAGGUUUGGCGUGCGGAGUGGGUGUUUUAUUGCUGCUGACCGAAUGACGGAGCGGAGGCGAUGCGGGAGGCAAUUGUACUAGUUCGUGUGUGCUUAAAUGGUGGACGUCGGUGGUGGGUGCGCUCUGGCCUCCUGGGCGCCGGCACGAGCGAUACGGCCUGCAUGUUCGGGCGAGCGCGCCAUCACGGCAUGCGCAUGCGUUUAUGUUGACACGCGGCAUGUCAUGAAACAUUGAAACAUCGGACGAGUCACGCAAACAGGUUGGGUGGGGCGCGGCGCCUGGACGAGGGGAGUCCCGAAGGGCCCCUGCUAAGUCAGGCGCAGAUCAGAAGGCGUCAAGGCCGCGGUGGUCUUCUGAACACCUUUCCCGUGUCAUGAGGCGCGUGGCAACAAACGUAAUUAA